AGUGAUUAAAUAAACGAAAGUACUAAACAGCCCCUCCGCGGGAGGAGAACCGGAGGGGAACGCAGAACGGCAGAAGAGGCAGGCGUCCAGGAAAAACGGCCACAGGGACGACCCCACGCUGCCCCACCGCAAAAGCGCCUGGCAUGCAGCUGUACUGGACUGGAGUGGACUGACCGGGCAGAGAGGACCGGCCUCGCACGCCUCCCCGUACGCCCACCACCAGCCUUAUCCUGACUCCACCGAGUUCGCAUCCACAUUCUCACACUGACAGCUGGGAUCCACAUCCACCUCAAGGGUCCGGACCCACGUGUCCGCGACAGGGACGGGACCGCUGGCGACGAGGAAAUAGGCCCCCGCCCCCCCGCGCGCAGGUGAACAGCUCACCGGAGCGGGAUCCAGGCUGGCCGAGGCCAGUCUUAUACCCUAGGCCUAUGAUCCCUCGUCACCACUCAACUCCUUCCCCAUCGCGAAGAAGAAAAUCGAAAACACACCCAGCCGCCGUGCCAGCCUUUCCUCUUCCCCUUCCCCCCCCUUCCGGUCUUCGUCUCCGAUUCCGCCCGCCAUUGCCGCCUCCCAUCCGCAUUGCCACGCCUCGCAUCACCGAUUCGUCGUCGUCGUCGCAGGCAUUGCGACCUGCCUGCCUGCCGCCGUGAGCGAUGGACCCGUGCCCGUUCGUGCGGGUGCUGGUCGGCAACCUGGCGCUAAAGAUGCCGGCGUCAACAACCGCGCCACGCAGCACCGCCGCGUCCGGCUCCGGGGUGCACCCGACCACGGCGCCAUGCUACUGCCGUAUCCGGCUCAACAAGCUCCCCUACCAGACGGCCUCGGCGCCGCUGCUGCCACCCACCGAGGAAGGCCCGGCGUCGUGCACGGGCGCCUUCGCCGCCGCGUUCCACGUCUCCAAGGCCGACCUGGACCGCGCCGCCGCCAAGCCCGCGCUCCUCCUCGGCGCCCGCCUCCGCCGCCGCACCGCGCGCCUCAAGGUCGCCGUCUACGCCGGCCGCGGCGGCGGCGCGUCCUGCGGCGGAGGCGGAGGCGGGGUCAACUCCGGCAGGCUGAUCGGGAAGCUCGUCGUCCCGCUUGACCUCGGUGCUGCUAUGGCGAAGCCCGUCGUCUUCCACAGCGGAUGGGUCGCCAUCGGCAAGCGCCGCUCCGGCGGGCGUGGCAAGACCGCGGCGAGGGCGCAGCUUAACCUCACCGUCCGUGCUGAGCCGGACCCGAGGUUCGUCUUCGAGUUCGACGGCGAGCCUGAGUGUAGCCCGCAGGUGCUUCAGGUGAAGGGGAGCAUGAAGCAGCCCAUGUUCACGUGCAAGUUCUCCUGCCGCAGCAACAGCGACCUCCGCUCGCGGUCCGUGCAGUCUGAUCCGGGCACCGCGGGGCCGCGCAACUGGCUGGCCAAGUUCGGUUCCGACCGGGAGCGGGCGGGGAAGGAGCGGAAGGGGUGGUCAGUGACGGUGCACGACCUCUCAGGCUCACCGGUGGCACUCGCAUCAAUGGUGACGCCGUUCGUAGCGUCCCGAGGGACAGACCGCGUGAGCCGCUCCAACCCAGGCGGGUGGCUGAUCCUCCGCCCGGUCGACGGGACCUGGACACCAUGGGGCCGUCUGGAGUGCUGGCGCGAGCGCUCCGGCAGCGGCGGAGGGGGGGACACCCUGGGGUACCGCUUCGAGCUAGUCCCGGGCCACACGAACGCGGGCGUGUGCGUGGCGGAGUCAGGCCUCCCGGCGUCCCGCGGCGGGCGGUUCGCCAUCGACCUGACGGCGGCGCAGCCGUUCGGGUCGCCCGGGUGCAGCCCGCGUGGGAGCGGCGACUUGGGCCACUACCACGGCGGCGGGGUGUGGCCGUUCGGCACGUUCAGGGGCUUCGUGAUGUCGGCGGCUGUGCAGGGGGAAGGACGGUGCAGCAGGCCGACGGUGGAGGUCGGCGUGGGCCACGUCGGGUGCGCUGAGGAUGCCGCCGCGUUCGUGGCUCUGGCGGCCGCUGUUGACCUCAGCAUGGACGCGUGCCGGCUCUUCUCGUGUAAGCUUCGCCGGGAGCUGUCGGCGUCUCGCGCUGAGCUGGUCCGGUGACCCCUCGGGCAUUGGAGGGAGUGGAAGCUAAGUGUGGAGGACUGGAGGGAGGGGCUUGCCGGUCUGCGGGAGGGAGAGAGAGAGAGAGUGUGUGUGAUGUCGUCUGGUCGCAAAGUUUUGGGGAGGCGGUGAUCGGACGAGCUUGUUUUUUGGGCUGUUUUGGUCGAUUGUGGCUUGCCUGUAAUUUUUCGGUGAGUAGUGAUGAGUGUUGUUGGUCUUCUAGGUGCUUUUUAAAGUCUAGAAGAAGCAAUGAAACUGGGGUGAGUGGUGGGUGUUUUUGGAUUCCCAGUGUUCUUUUUUUUUUGUUUGUUUGGCCGAGGAGAAUGAACUGUUGUGCUCCUCGUCGUGCUGGCUACCGAAGUGGUAGCUACUCCAGAGCAAGGAAAGUUUGAAGGUGAAUUGGAAUUGAUGAA
Messenger RNA from Sorghum bicolor (sorghum), 2482 nucleotides. RefSeq lists its product as uncharacterized. The record is from RefSeq and is a predicted model, not a curated record. Bases 657 to 2069 code for a protein of 470 amino acids. The transcript has 2 exons. NCBI's taxonomy places the organism in Eukaryota, Viridiplantae, Streptophyta, Magnoliopsida, Poales, Poaceae.